GCAUUUACAUAAGGCAGCCUGCCCACUCAUUAUCAUGUUUUAUAUCCCCCUGCACUCACAGAGCAUCAUGGCAAAGUAGCUCCAUCCUCCCCGUCAACAGGGAAGUGAAGCAGCUUCACGGAGCAGGUGUCAGCACCCGAAAACUCCCCAACACACAUGAGCAAAGAAGAAGACAGGAACUUUAUUUUUUUACCUUUUAAUUCAUUUAUCCCCCCUUUUCCUCCUUUCCCCUUCAAGCAGGCAUAUGCUGUAGCCUAGUUUUUAAUGUUUUCUAAAAUGGUAUCCAAGCUGACAUCCCUGCAGCAGGAGCUCCUCAGCGCCCUGCUUGACUCAGGAGUAACCAAAGAUGUCCUGAUCCAGGCCCUGGACGAUAUGGACCCGAGCCCGCCGGGAUUUGGAGUUAAAUUGGAGAACCUGCCCCUUUCGCCCGUCCCGCCGCAGAGCGGAAAGAUGAACGUAGCGGACGCCGCCGACUCCAAACCCAUCUUCCACACGCUCACCAACGGCCACAGCAAGGGCAAACUGUCCGGGGACGAGGGCUCCGAGGACGGGGACGACUACGACACGCCGCCGAUACUGAAGGAGCUUCAGUCGCUCAACACGGAGGAGGCCGCCGAGCAGAGGGCGGAAGUGGACCGCAUGUUGGCAGAGGAUCCAUGGCGUGCUGCCCGCAUGAUCAAAGGUUACAUGCAGCAGCACAACAUCCCCCAACGGGAGGUCGUGGACGUCACAGGGCUGAACCAGUCUCACCUCUCCCAGCACCUCAACAAAGGCACGCCCAUGAAAACACAGAAGCGAGCGGCCCUCUACACCUGGUAUGUCAGGAAACAGCGGGAAAUUCUCCGACAGUUCAACCAGGCAGUGCAAGGUUCUGGCGGCAGCAUUAUGACUGACAAAGGCAAUCAGGAUCAGGUGUUUUUUUUCCCAGAGUUCAACCCUUCCGGUCAGGGCAUGGGUCAGCCUGGCGAAGAGGUCGGCAGUGAACCCUCCAGCAAGAAAAUGAGACGCAACCGUUUCAAAUGGGGCCCUGCGUCCCAGCAAAUCCUGUACCAGGCCUAUGAGCGGCAGAAGAACCCAAGCAAGGAGGAGCGGGAGGCCUUGGUGGAAGAGUGCAACAGAGCUGAGUGUCUUCAGAGAGGGGUCUCCCCCUCCAAAGCGCAGGGCCUCGGCUCUAAUCUGGUCACAGAAGUUCGAGUCUACAACUGGUUCGCAAACCGGCGUAAAGAGGAAGCUUUCAGGCAGAAGUUAGCCAUGGAUGCCAUCACUGCUCCGCCCCACAGCCUCAACUCUCUGCUGUCACACAGCUCGCCACAUCAUCCCCAGAACAGCGCUUCACCUCCAAUGCGAUACAGCCAAGGCCCCGGUGAGGUCACCUCCUCCACGACCAUCAGUCACCACAGCAGCAACUCCAUGCCGAGCAGCCAGUCGGUGCUCCAGCAGGUGUCUCCGGGAGGAUUGGACCACAGCCACAGCCACAGUCUGCUGUCACCUGACGCCAAGAUGAUUUCAGGUUCAGGUGGAGGACUUCCUCCAGUUAGCACGCUGACAAACAUCCACAGUUCCCAUCACAGCCAUCAGCAGACGCAGAACCUCAUCAUGCCUCUGUCUGGAGUCAUGGCCAUAGCACAGAGUUUAAACACGUCGCAAUCUCAGUCGGUACCAGUGAUCAACAGCGUGGCGGGCAGCCUUGCAGCGCUGCAGCCGGUGCAGUUUUCACAGCAGCUCCACAGCCCCCACCAGCAGAGCCUGAUGCAGCAUUCCCCCAGCCACAUGAGCCAGCAGCCCUUCAUGGCCACUGUCACACACUCGCACAUGUAUUCACACAAACAAGAGCCACCGCAAUAUUCCCACCCCUCACGUUUCCCCUCAGCCAUGGUGGUCACAGACGGAAACAGCCUCAGCACCCUCAGCUCAAUGUCCUCAAGCAAGACAGACGCUCCUGUAAACAAGAUGGUGCAACUCGGGGGUCUCUCCUGGUGUCCUCUUCAAGCCUGGUGAGAGUAAGCGCCUGACUUCCCCGGUGCCGGGCAACCUGAGCACAUUUUUCCACCCUCUUGCCGCUGUUACCAUGACAACUCUUAAUAACGGGCAGAGGCACAAGGUCGAUGAGGAGUCAGUCAACAAAACUAACGGGAGGAAAGACGACGUUGGGCCGGGUGGUAAAAAUAAGAACAUGAGGAAGUAGACAAAAGAAAAAACUGGACUCACUGGAGCCCACCUCUGUGACACACAAAUGAUCAACAAGGAUGUAUGAUUUUAACACAAUCUGUGAAAACAGUAUUCAGUUUUUUUUAACGCCCAUUUUCAAUAAAGAGACUUCACAAAAGGAACAAAAACCAACCGCCCCCCAAAAAACUCAUGAACUGAGAGGCUCUGGGAAACUGACACUUUGAUUUCAAGUGGAAAUAUGAAGACUUGUUGAGUCUAAAAGAGACACUAAUCAGCCUCUGCGAAGGCUGAAAGACUAAAUGAAGUAAGUUCCUGCAUGCCGUCAUUAACGGCAACACAAGAAUCCCCUUGCCAGGAGCAGAACUGUCUGACAAUCACCUGUUUUGAUCUUGUGCAUUGGCUUUAUAGGAGUCUUCCAUGUUAUUCUUUCACUCUCAGUUUACUGUGCCAGCAUUGGUGCAGAUGUUCUAUGUGUAUACUGUGAUUGAAGAGACUUUGACAAUCUUGAAAGGACCAUGCAAUGGGUCUGUUUGUGUAUGCAAUGCUUUUUUUUUUUUUUACUAGAUUCUGCACACUUGAGACUGGAAAAGACUAUGCACUAUCUAUAAAAUGGAGUUUCUGUUGUGAAAAGCUGCCUGUAACAUAAGAAAAACACAGAUUGAUGUGUUUAUGUGUGACAAAUAUGCCAAAGAAUAAGAGUGUAGCUGAGUGUAGGAUUUAUUUGUGGUCACGUCUCAAAAAUCAGCCAGUCGUAUCUAUAACCCAGGUCUGCCCUGAGGGGGAGGACUGACUCACACACUUUAAACGUGGCCCUUCCCUUCCACUUUGUUUGCAUACAGGUUCAGGUGAAUUUCAGGAAUGGGACUCACCCUCCUCCUUCCUCUCCCAUUUCCUACUGCAAUAUGAAGAAAUAACAAAAAAUUGUACAAAUAUUGAUAAAAGCUCCUCGUCACAAAGCACCCCUACAGUAGACAAUGAAAAAUAUUGACAGGUAUUCAGAAACAAAACAGUCGUGUUGCUCUGGUAUUCAGUGAAAGACAGGGACAUGAAAGAGCAAAAUGUUGUGACAGCAGCAGCUCUAAUCAAACAGGAAUCCAAAAAGGCUGAGAAAUGUCGGGAGAGAUGCAGCUGCUGUGGGUACAGACACCCACGCUUACAGUGCCAAGCUGUGUUAGGAGGACAGAAUACAAAGCCAGUGCUGGCCUGGACUCAUACGUGGGAAUCUGACUGUUGGGUCCACUGAAAAAGAAAAAGAUGUCGACUUUAUGCUAACUAGCAUAAAGCUAACGAACACACCAGCAUUGUCUGUACUGGGAGUGAGUUUGUGUUCAGAUCACCCAUUUAGUGAACCCACCAACAUUGGGAAAUUAGACCGCUGGACUGCAGGUAGUAAAGAAAAAAUCUGAAACCUUAACUGUGUGCUAUCCUCUUCUCCGAUAGCGUCUCAGUCUAACUAUCUGCAUGAUAACGGGAAAGGAGAAGAUAUGCAACCAAAUUUGACACCAAAAAGGACACAUUUAAACAUUUGUACAAAACAAAAUGGUAAUUUAUAACCAUAAAACCCUCUGUUAUAAGUGUGGCAGAUCCAGUCUCCUGUUCAAUAUUAGGUCAUUAUUAUCAUUUUGAUUGGUUGGUGUCUGUUAUAGCCACGUCGACUGCCAACUGAUCGGAGGGCACUCAUACUUUUGUGACAGGACAUGAUUUUCUUCCCUCUCCUAAUGUAUUAUUUUUGUACAAAGUGAAAUCAAUCAUAAAUCAUUAUUUAUACUUUCUGAGAAAAUAUUGAUAUUUCAAGUAAAAGUUUUUUUUUUCCAAAAAUGAA
This is a messenger RNA of Labrus mixtus (cuckoo wrasse), 3991 nucleotides long. It is a transcript of the gene hnf1ba, whose product is annotated as HNF1 homeobox Ba. Gene Ontology annotation, biological process: regulation of transcription by RNA polymerase II; insulin secretion; liver development. Gene Ontology annotation, molecular function: RNA polymerase II cis-regulatory region sequence-specific DNA binding; DNA-binding transcription factor activity, RNA polymerase II-specific. Lineage: Eukaryota; Metazoa; Chordata; Actinopteri; Labriformes; Labridae. The record is from RefSeq and is a predicted model, not a curated record. The coding region runs from base 265 to 1998 and encodes 577 amino acids. Gene Ontology annotation, cellular component: nucleus. The transcript is spliced from 10 exons.